AUCCAAUUGAAAUUUUAUUAUAUAGCUUGCUUUUUUUUUCAGCUCAUAAAAUAAUAUGUUUUUUUAAUCAUAAAGUCAACUAAAUCAUUCAGUUAUUUUUGUACGUAGCUUUAAACAAAUAACCUUCAUUUUCUGAAUACAAAAACUUGCUUUCCAUUAGAUUACAUAAGAGUAAUUCGAGGAAAGUGCAAUGAAGUUGCUACGCAUACUAAAUAAAUAAAAAUCAAAACAAUAUCUCUAUCAUACCAGAUAAGUCUUAUAGUUUGAUUUUUUUUAUUCUCUUAUUGGUUGACAUCUUACUUAUUAAUACAAUUGUAAUUACAUGAAAAUUUCCCUAAACUAUCCAAAUGACUGGGACUUAUCAUCCAGAAGCAUACAUAUUAUUUUCUUACCUGUAUGAUUUGGACAUAAAAUGUUGAACAUUUCCACGACUUUCUAUAUUCCUUUGCAAUUUGUGAAUGAAAAUAUAGUUAGUCGACUUGAAUACACUGAAGAGAUAUUUCUUAUGUCAUGGCUAAAACCUUGAAAUCAUUUCUAUAGUCUUUGUUGACUUUUCUUAUAAUAUAAUACUCAUAUAUACUUUCAAUAAUAACUGAAUAAUAGUAAAUCAGUUAGAUCACACCUUUUCCUAUAUAUAUAUAUAUAUAUAUAUAUGGUGAAAGAGUACCAAUAGAAAAUUGGGUGGGAUUGUCUUUUACUCUGUAGGCAUACUCUUUCUUUUCCUAUAAUGAAAAACAAGCUUAUGUCUAUUAUUGUUAUUUUCACCAUUUGUUUGUUUAAGAUACCUUUUAUUGUUAAAAUCGAUGCCAAAUCUAUACGAAGUAACUCUAGUGAUCCAUUUGUCAUUGGUGCAAUUGUGGAUAUGUCAUCUCGAGUAGGCAAAGAGGCUAGAGUUGCCAUGGAAAUUGCCAUAGAUGAUUUCACUGCAAAAACAAAUCAAAACUUGACGCUUUACACCACAAAUUCUAAAGGAAAUAUUGUUCAAGCAAUCCAAGAAGCCACCUAUCUCAUUGAAACACAUAAAGUGGAGGCGAUUUUAGGGCUACACACCAUGGAAGAAGUGGUUUCAGUUGCAGAGGUAUGUAAUGAAGCACAAGUUCCAACUUUCUCUCUUUUUGACUCAGUUCCUCAAUGGGCACUAGAUCGGUGGGCCCCCUUCCUAUUUCAAGCUUCGCCUUCUCAGUUUCCUCAAAUGAAAGCUUUUGUUGCUAUUCUUGAAUCUUACGGAUGGAGUCGUUUUACUUUCAUAUACGAAGAUAUCAAUUCAGCAUCCACUCAAAUCAUUCCACAUCUCAUGGAAGCCAUUAAAGAAUCUAGUACUGUAGAAAUAAGCAGCAUUGUAAAGCUCUCGCCUUUAUCCUCUUCCUUUUCAUUGCCAAAAGAACUCGAAAGAAUCAGUAAAGAACAAUGCAGAGUGUUUCUUCUUCAUUCCUCUUUGGAAACAGGCGUUCGCCUUUUUCAAAAUGCAAAGAACAUGGGGAUGAUGGAAAAGGGUUAUGUGUGGAUCACAACAAGUUUAAUCACAGAUCUUCUCCACACUGUAAAUUCCUCUACUUUUUCCACAAUGGAGGGCGUUUUGGGAAUUGGGAGUUUCUUCUCACAGUUUGAUGAAUUUACCACAAAGUUUCAGAAAAAGUUUAAACUCGAACAACCUGAAGAAGAAAACAACAUCCCUGGGGUUUUUGCAGCUCAGGCGUAUGACGCUACAUUGAUUGUGGCCUCUUUACAAUUCGUUGACCAAAAACCACUUGCAUCACAUAAAUUUCCAAUCAUAAAUGUUAUAGGAAAAUACUAUAGAGAACUAGGGUUUUGGUCAGAAGGACUCGGUUUUUCUGAGGUUAUUAAUGAUAAAACCACUUAUGAUCCCUCUUUGAAAAGUUUAGGCUACAUUUUUUGGCCUGGGAAACCGUUGCAUACUCCAAUUGGAUGGGCUAUUCCUACAAAUGCCAAUCCAUUACGAGUAGGUGUCCCAACAAUGGCCAUGUUUAAAAAGUUUGUAGAAGUGAAAUAUGAUCAUAAAAAUCAUAAUCUCACUUACAAAGGCUACUCAAUUGAGCUUUUCAAAGAAACCAUCAAACUCUUGCCUUAUUACUUGCCAUAUGAAUUUCAUCCCUUCAAUGGAACAUACGAUUCUCUAGUGAAGCAAGUUUAUUUGAAGAAAUUCGAUGUGAUAGUUGGUGAUGUAUCAGUAGUAUCGAGGCGCUAUAAGUAUGCUGAGUUCACGCAUCCGUAUACAGAAACAGGGCUAGUGAUGAUAGUGCCUGUUACAUCGUAUCAUGGACAAUGGUUAUUUGUGAAGCCCUUUACAUUAAGCAUGUGGGCUUUAACAAUUUUAAUCAAUAUAUAUAACGCCUUUGUGAUAUGGCUGAUUGAGCACAAAAACACCCCUGAACUUGGAGGAUCCGCUUUGAAUCGCACUGGAAUUCUUCUCUCUUUAGCCUUCACUAGAAUGUUCUUCACUCAUGGUGAUGAAGUUCAUAGUAAUUUGACCAGAAUGACAACAGUGGCGUGGCUGUUGGCGGCAAUAAUCAUCGGGCAGUGUUACACCGCUAGUCUCACCAGCAUGCUCACUGUGAAACGGCUGAUACCUAAAGUAGCAGAUUUUGAAACCCUAAAAAAUGGUAAUGCAGUUGUGGGGUAUGGUCAAGGGGCCCAUGUUGCCAGUUAUUUGGUGGAUGUUCUUGGUUUCAAGAAUCGAAACAUUAGGGCUUUCACUUCUCCAGAAGGAUACGCACGUGCCCUUAAAAACAGAGAAAUAUCAGCGGUUUUUCUUGAAGCUCCUUUCACUAAACUGUUUCUCGCUAAGUAUUGCAAGAGCUUUAUCACUGCUGGACCUACAUUCGGGGAUGGAGGAUUUGCAUUUGUGCUUCCGAAAGGUUCUCCAAUGGUGGCUGAUUUUACUAAAGCGUUAUUGAAUGUGUCUGAAAGUGGAACCCUACAAGAGAUAGAGAGAAGAAUGAUUGGUUCUGAGAAAUGUGUAGAGAUGGAUUCGGAUCAUGAUGAGUAUGAAAGUUUGGGUCUUGGUAGCUUUUGGUCGCUUCUUGUUUUGACAAGUGGGACUUCGACUAUUGCUCUUGUAAUUUAUGUUGUUAUUAGCUUGAGGGAUUAUUGCCGGAUCGAACAGAAAAGUAUAAUUUCAAUUUUUUCAGAUGUUAAGAAAUACUUUGUGAUUCCAAGGAAACGAAUCUCAAGGAAAGUUAGCGAUUUAGAAAGUCCUAAAAAUCUCAACAUGGAAAUGACUUGAGUAUUUGGACAUUGGUGUGGACAAACUGGAAAAAAGAAGAACAAUCAUUAAGUUCAAAUAGCAACACCAUGAUGGGGAUGCCAUUCAUGCACAUGAUGGACAUCAACAAGAACAAUUCUCACCAUGCUGUCAUGUGACAAAUGGAUCACAUGAGGUCAGCCACAUCUACCAACCUUUUUAUAAAGGUAUGCAGAUGGAUUGGGCUUUCUGGGCUUUUGUGGAUUAGAUUUGGAUUGGGCUUUAGAUGUCAUUGGAUCAGGAUCUUGGAGCUUUGCAGAGGUUGCAAAUAUUUUGGUAGGACGGGUCCUCAAUUUGGCUUUAUCUAGGAUAUUUUUUUGAUAGAUUUGGGCUGGUUGGACAUUUUGUUAGCUUUUUCUCAUUUUGUAUCUAUAUAAUCAUUUUUUGUAAAUUUUCCAUUUGUAACAGUUAGUAUAUGCAACAUCUGUGAUUUGGUUUUGUUGUGUUUAUAAAGGUUAAUUGGUUAUAAAUGUGGCAAGGUAU
Messenger RNA from Lactuca sativa (garden lettuce), 3745 nucleotides. Its product is annotated as glutamate receptor 2.8. The record is from RefSeq and is a predicted model, not a curated record. Gene Ontology annotation, molecular function: ligand-gated monoatomic ion channel activity. Gene Ontology annotation, cellular component: membrane. Lineage: Eukaryota; Viridiplantae; Streptophyta; Magnoliopsida; Asterales; Asteraceae.